UGCUACUUCUGUGUUGUUAAUUUCGCUUACACACUCCUUCCCUUAUUGUUUGCUAUAUAGGCUAGUUAUAGCAGUAAUGUCUGACGAAGAGGAUUUUCCAGAUUCCACUGAUGAUGAAGAUUAUGUUCCCUCGGAUGGAGAGGCUGUGUCAGAAGAAGAGCAUUCAGGGGACGAGGAAAAUCUUGAUGCCUUGAAGGAGGAUGGUGUAACACUCACCUCAGGGAGAAGGAGAAAGACUUCCAAAAAGAAGGCUGCCCUUUCUGGUGUGAGGAAGCGUAAGGGUGGUAUACAGCUUGAGGGUGAGACAGAGGUGGCAGAAGAGGAGAAGAAUACGGAGUUGGAACAGCAGAUCAAAGCAGAACAAGAGGCUAAGAAGGUAGAGCAGGAGAAGAAGAAAUCCGACGACCUUUGGGCAAGCUUCAUGUCCGAUGUUGGCAAGAGGCCCGAGAAAAAAACAGCACCAGCCCCAAGCGGAUCACUAGCAUCAACAUUAACAAAGAAACAAUCUACACCUAGCAAAUCUGAAACCCCUCCAUCCGAUCCCACUACAUCCACACCAGCUAGUUCUACUGUUACCCAGGCAACGACAAAAUCCACCAUCACUGUCACCAAGGUCUAUGACUUCGCCGGAGAGGCGGUAAAGGUGACAAAGGAGCUUGAUGUAAACUCUAAGGAAGGUCAGGCAGAGCUGAAGAAGCAGCAGAGCGCGACCUUGGAUACAUCCACCGGUGUUUCCUCGACAUCCAAGCCAGGAGUUGCUUCCCUUGCAUCAACAUCUUCACUGCUUUCUGGAGGAGUAAAGCGGCCUGGUGCUGGGGGACUGGGUGGGGUACUGGCCAAAAUAAACAAGAAACCAAAAAUGGGAACUCUGGAGAAGUCUAAACUGGACUGGGAGGACUUCAAGCAGAAGGAAGGCAUUGAGGAAGAGCUAGCCAUACACAACAGGGGCAAACAGAGCUAUAUUGAGAGGAUGAAAUUCCUACAGAGGUCAGACCAGAGACAAUUUGAGAUCGAGAAGAGCUUAAGACUUGGAUCUACCAGCAAGAGAUGACAGUGUUUGUGUUACUUUGACAAAGGAAAUCUCUAUCAAAUAAAUUAAACACAAGUCUUGUUCAAUCAUGUAUCACUCAAAACAUGGUGUGGUUUGAUAUGUCCAUUUGUGUAUUUGAAAUAAUAGGUCUUACCUCGCCAGGCUGUGGAGUAUUAUAUAGUGUGUGCUACUUAGGGACCAUGUAUCUCUACACUAUAAUUUUCAAUGAACGUUUCAGGAAAUGUUUGUGCAUCUUAUACCCAUUUGUAGGUACUUGGCAAGGUUGGCUUAUUUCAUUCGUCUUUGACCUCUGUGAAGGUUUUGGUAUUUUUAUAGUGAAUAAAGUGUCUAAUGCAUC
Messenger RNA from Mya arenaria, 1388 nucleotides. RefSeq names its product craniofacial development protein 1-like. The transcript is spliced from 9 exons. Lineage: Eukaryota; Metazoa; Mollusca; Bivalvia; Myida; Myidae. The record is from RefSeq and is a predicted model, not a curated record. Bases 77 to 1051 code for a protein of 324 amino acids.